Molecule: messenger RNA, 594 nt
Organism: Puccinia triticina
Lineage: Eukaryota; Fungi; Basidiomycota; Pucciniomycetes; Pucciniales; Pucciniaceae
Exons: 3
Coding region: 1-594 (197 amino acids)
Biological process (GO): cyclic nucleotide metabolic process
Molecular function (GO): 2',3'-cyclic-nucleotide 3'-phosphodiesterase activity
Source: RefSeq, a predicted model, not a curated record
AUGGCCGAUCCGAUUAAGCUUUCCUUGUGGCUUUCGCCCACCGGCGCCGCCUUCGACCGUCUCAAGACCUUGAUCGACACCCUGGCCUCGGAAACUGAAGGCUGCUUGGCCUUCGAUCCCCAUCUUACAUUGAUCUCCGACGACCAAGUCCCUCGGGUUCCCCUCGAUCAAGUCCUCCAAGUGGUAUCUGAGUCUGUCAAGAAAUGGAGAAGCACGUUGUCAGAAGGAGACCAGUUAGAGCUCAAGUUCCAAAAGAUCCAAUCGGGUGAAAUGUUUUACCAAUGCGUUUUGGCAGCGGUAGUACCGAGUGAGAUGCUUAAGCGACUCAACAACGAGCUCCGAGAGUCGCUCGUCACAGAUCCGGCAGCGCGGGCGGGAUUCAGCCGGUACUUCCCGCAUCUCAGCAUCGUGUAUGGGGACUUAAGCCAGCAACAGAAGGAUGGCCUGGUCGUGAGAGCUACAAGCGCCUUGAGCGACAUGCCCGGCUUCAUUCCCACCGAAAUCCUCGUCGUCAAAACCUCCGGGCCGUCCUCCGAAUGGGCCAAGUUGGCCAAGAUCAGCCUGCAAGACGGCUCCAUCGAGGCCCUCAGCUGA